Molecule: messenger RNA, 1926 nt
Organism: Rubroshorea leprosula
Lineage: Eukaryota; Viridiplantae; Streptophyta; Magnoliopsida; Malvales; Dipterocarpaceae
Source: the annotation of a GenBank genome assembly
AGACACAAAGAGGCAAUCGGAUGGUCAGAAUUCUGUACGUUCCACUACUCAAGUCAACAACUCUUUGGAUCCAUGGAAUCCGAACCUGAACGGGUUUUCUUAGAUAAGUACAACGCGUCGGAUGUUGAUGGGUUCAAUCGGGCGUUGAGACCCUUGUUGACUAACUUGAGCAGCCGCGCGGCUGCCGGAGGACCUCUUUUCAAAUAUGCGGCAGAUAACACGACCAGUCCGAGUUUCCCUUCGGCAAUUUACGCUCUCGAGCAGUGCACUCCCGAUAUAUCGCAGACGGAUUGCAGCUCUUGUCUAGCACUGGCAAUGGGAAAGAUCGAUUUUGUCUGCUAUGGGAAGAUCGGAUGCAGUGUUCUACAACCCAGCUGUAAUUUGAGAUAUGAGACCAGACCAUUUUUUGCAGCAGUAGAAGACAUUCCUUCUCCACCGAAAGGAAAUAGGAGCAACAAAACUCGAAUAAUCAUCGUAGCUUCGGUUGUCAGCAUUCUGUCACUUGUCCUCUGUAUUUGGAUCCGUUUAAAACUCAGAAAGCCAAGGGAAAUUGUCGAAACUGCAGAAAGAGAUGAAAUGAUCAAGGCCGAGUCUUUGCAAUAUGACUUAGCCACUAUUCGGGCCGCAACUAAUAACUUCUGUGAUAAAAAUAAACUUGGACAAGGAGGAUUCGGAGCAGUUUACAAGGGCAAGCUUCCAGAAGGACAAGAAGUAGCCGUGAAAAGGUUAUCUAGUGCUUCUGGACAAGGAGACUUAGAAUUCAAAAAUGAGGUCCUUUUAGUAGCCAAACUUCAACAUCGGAAUUUGGUUAGACUCCUUGGUUUCUGCUCGGAAGGAGAUGAAAGGCUUCUCAUCUACGAGUUUGUGCCAAACAAAAGCCUAAAUCAUUUCAUUUUUGAUCCAAUCAAGCGCGCACAACUAGAUUGGGAAAUCCGUUACAAAAUCAUCGAAGGCGUAGCUCGUGGCCUCCUUUACCUACAUCAGGAUUCUCGUCUUCGAAUAAUUCAUCGUGAUCUCAAAGCAAGCAACGUUUUAUUAGAUAAAGAUAUGAAUCCUAAGAUUGCAGAUUUUGGGAUGGCAAGAUUAGUUGUAAGAGAUGAAACACAUGGCGAUACCAAGAGAAUUGUGGGAACUUAUGGGUACAUGGCUCCAGAGUAUGCAAUGCGUGGGCAAUUCUCAAUAAAGUCAGAUGCUUUCAGUUUUGGAGUGUUACUUUUAGAAAUCGUUAGUGGACAAAAAAAUAGUUGUUUCCAAAAUGAGGAGAACAUAGAGGACCUACUAAGUUAUGCAUGGAAAAGCUGGAAGGAAGGGACAGGAUUAAAUCUCCUAGAUCCAACUUUAAGAAAUGGUUCAACAGCCGAAAUGAUGAGAUGCAUCCAUAUUGGUUUGCUAUGUGUCCAAGAAAAUGUUGCUCACAGACCAACCAUGGCUUCAGUUGUUCUCAUGCUUAGUAGCAAUUCAUUUAGUCUCCGAGUGCCCUCUCAACCAGCAUUUUUUGUACACAACACCAAUGCAUCAGACAUGCCGUCCUCAUUUGGUUCAUGGAUAUCAAACACGAAGAGCUCAGAGGAACAAUUUGCCCCCUUGUCAAAUAAUGAUGUUACAAUCACAGAGCUAUAUCCUCGAUAGUUUUUGAGAGUCAAAGCUACAAUAAGAUUUGUAUUGUCAACCUGGUUCAAAAUAAUGUUAGAAUUCGGUGAUUAGAUGCACUGGUAUCUAAUACUAGUUCUUGUAAGCAAAACUACUUCCAAGCACAAAAAUACAUGUAUGAUUUGAUUCGGGUACUGGUUUCCUUCUUGUAUAAUUUGAUACAAUGUAAAGUUUGGUAUUCGUUUCUUGUAAGCGAAAUUACUUCCAUUUACUGAUUCAGUGUAACAUUUUAUAUGGUCUUGGCUUAUUCCAUCUCAAUCAAAUUGACUUGUGUAA